Molecule: messenger RNA, 524 nt
Organism: Cimex lectularius (bed bug)
Lineage: Eukaryota; Metazoa; Arthropoda; Insecta; Hemiptera; Cimicidae
Gene: inaF-D
Product: putative transmembrane protein INAFM2
Exons: 2
Coding region: 128-493 (121 amino acids)
Source: RefSeq, a predicted model, not a curated record
CGAAUCGAGUGUAUUGAUCAGUUUGCCCAGUGCCCUCAUACACUGGAAUUGUGAAAGUAGUAGCAGGUCAACAUGUGACUCUCCAUUUUCUCCAACCACCGCGCCUCAACCGAAAAGUCGACCUGUAAUGAACGGUGGAAGCGGAAAAUCAACGCACAAUAGUGUGAAAUUCGCUGGAGAAGAAGCGAAAGACAAAAUGUACGAACCUAAACAGAACAAAAAGCUAAUACGUGUCCUUACGGUUAUUGUUUAUGUGUUCUCCGUCUCCCUAGCGGCAAUUAUACUCUCCCUUUACUAUGUUUUCUUCUGGUCUCCAAAACCACCCCCUGGACCACCCUCCGUUGUUACCGGAUGUAUAGGUAUAAAUGAUGAUGUUCCAAGAGAAACUCCUAAAGUACUUCCACAACGUGAAGAUACAACUCCAUCCUAUAACCAAGUUACAGAUAUAAGAGUUACAGGCGAUCCACCAGGAACUAUCCUGCUCAGUAAUUAGCAUUAAAUGAUUAAAACAUAGGUUAAAAAUG